Messenger RNA from Tripterygium wilfordii, 1871 nucleotides. Its product is annotated as 3-ketoacyl CoA thiolase 1, peroxisomal-like. Gene Ontology annotation, cellular component: peroxisome. The coding region runs from base 196 to 1563 and encodes 455 amino acids. Lineage: Eukaryota; Viridiplantae; Streptophyta; Magnoliopsida; Celastrales; Celastraceae. Gene Ontology annotation, biological process: fatty acid beta-oxidation; phenylacetate catabolic process. Gene Ontology annotation, molecular function: acetyl-CoA C-acyltransferase activity. The transcript has 14 exons. The record is from RefSeq and is a predicted model, not a curated record.
UCAAUACAUCCGAACCCAAAAGUCAGUGUGUUAAGAAGUCCUAAAACAGCAGCCCCCGUGAAAAACGAGGGCCAGUCAACGGAGUCAGCACACCACUCCUCAACAACUCUGGUCUUUGAUUUAGUGGCUGUAACUAUUACCUUUUGUGAACAUAUAUACGGGAGCACCAACGAUUGAUUGGAUUUUGAACUCACAAUGGAGAAAGCACUCGGUAGACAGAGAGUUCUGCUUCAACAUUUGCAACCCACUUCGCAAACCCACGAAUCUACUGCUCUCUCUGCUUCAAAUUGUGCUGGAUAUCACCGGACAGCUGCUUUUGAUGACGAUGUUGUUAUUGUUGCGGCAUACCGUACUGCGAUUUGCAAAUCCCAGCGUGGGGGUUUCAAGGAUACUCCUCCCGAGGAUCUACUUGCUCCUGUUUUGAAGGCAUUGAUAGAGAAAACAAAUUUGAACCCAAGUGAAGUAGGGGAUAUAGUUGUUGGCACAGUUCUAGCUCCUGGAUCACAAAGAGCAACAGAGUGCAGGAUGGCAGCGUUCUUUGCUGGGUUCCCAGAAACGGUACCCAUUAGGACUGUCAACAGGCAAUGCUCAUCUGGUCUCCAAGCAGUGGCUGAUGUGGCUGCUUGCAUAAAAGCAGGUUUCUAUGACAUUGGUAUCGGGGCUGGAUUGGAGUAUAUGACUGCCAAUCCAAUUAGUGGUGUUCAGAAAAUUAAUCCAAAAGUACAUGAUUUUGUGCAAGCCCGAGAUUGUCUUCUUCCUAUGGGCGUUACGUCUGAAAAUGUUGCACAGCGUUAUGGAGUGACAAGGGAAGAGCAAGAUCGGGCUGCUGUUGAAUCUCAUAAACGUGCCGCUGCUGCCAUAUCAUCGGGUAAAUUCAGAGAUGAAAUCAUCCCAGUUUCUACUAAGAUUGUGGAUCCAAAAACUGGUGAAGAAAGCCCCAUUACAGUACUAGUUGAUGAUGGAAUUCGGGCAAACACAAAUAUGAAGGAUCUGGCAAAGCUGAAGCCUGCAUUCAAGAAGGAUGGUUCCACCACUGCUGGUAAUGCUAGCCAGGUGAGUGACGGUGCUGGAGCUGUGCUUCUAAUGCGAAGAAGUUUGGCUACGCAAAAGGGGCUUCCUAUUCUUGGUGUGUUCAGGAGUUUUGCUGCUGUUGGUGUGGAUCCAGCUGUGAUGGGCAUAGGUCCCGCAGCUGCAAUUCCAGUUGCCGUGAAGGCCGCUGGUUUGGAGCUUGAUGAUAUUGAUAUCUUUGAGAUAAAUGAGGCAUUUGCAUCCCAGUUUGUGUAUUGUUGUAAGAAGCUGGAGCUUAAUCCGGAAAAUGUGAAUGUUAACGGAGGUGCAAUUGCUCUCGGACAUCCUUUGGGUGCUACAGGUGCCCGCUGUGUUGCAACAAUUUUGAACGAGAUGAAGCGUCGAGGAAAAGACUGUCGCUUUGGAGUAAUCUCAAUGUGCAUAGGCACAGGUAUGGGAGCUGCUGCUGUUUUUGAAAGAGGGGACUGCAUAGAUGUUCUCUGCAAUGCUCGACCGGUGGAAUGCAACAGUCUUUUAUCGAGGGAUGCUCGGUAGAUGCAAUGGGUUUCUUGUGGCCAUUUAUUAGAAUAACCAUCUCAUGACAGCUGAGAACUGGAAACAAAGUUCUGUAUUGUAUCUUUUUUCUUUUACUUUCUAAGAGAUUGCUCCAGAAUGUUAUUUAUAUAUUCUCAACAAAAUGAACUUGUAUUGUAUCAGCCAUAAAGGUUAUAAACUUAUACUGCCAAGUCUUGUUAAAAUGCUCAUUUGGAUAUCCAAUGGUUAAAUUGAGCAAUUUUGACGUCUUGGAGAUCACCAGUGUGGUAGUGACCCUGGAAUGAAUGUUACCAUAACCGCUUAAUCUA